UUGUGAUUUCACCCUUAGUACCAUUGUUGAUGUUUGCUUGUCUCCCUUUCAAAUAGUGGUUUUUGUUUAUAAAUUUAAUAUAAAGAAAUACUUAAAAACUGAAUUAAAGUGCAUUAAAUUUUUUACAGUUUAUUUUUUAUAUUAAAAAUCCUUUUAAAACAGUACAAAGAAUACAAAAAAUUAAAACAAUGGAUUCAUAUAUUUCACAGCUUCGUCGAAUGUGGAUCAAUGAGGAUGGCGAUUCUUUAGCGGAUCUUUUAUCUUUACGUCACAAUCAUAUUAACAUUCCCCUAAUAAGCUCAGAAAUUGCAAUACAUAAGGCAAUGGAGAAUUUAAAUGUUCCUUUUGAUGAUUUGGUUGUCUGUCAUUUAAGAACUUUAGCUUCAGCAAAUAAAGAUGAUCCACUAUUAACGUAUAAUAAUCAGAGUUUAGCAGUUCAGUCAUUAACAAAAAUUUUACAAUUUCAAAAAGAAGAAAAUUGGAUGCUGCCUGUGAUGAAUAUGAUGUGUCUCGAAUUAAGAUUGCUUGCAGUGCGAGCUGAAAAUUCAAAAUCUAAUAAAUCUCAGAAGCCUGGCGAGGUUUUAGAAAAAAGUGCAGAAUGUUUAAUGGGUUGUUUUCGAGUUUGUGCGGCGGACAAUCGAAGCUCUGAAGAAGAUACAAAGCGAUGGGGAAUGUUGGCUCUUGUGAAUCAGUUGUUAAAAGUUUAUUUUAAAAUUAAUAAAUUACAUCUAUGUAAACCUUUAAUUAGAGCAAUAGAAUCAUCUGCUUAUAAAGAUCAUUUUGCGUUAGCACAAAAAAUUACUUACAAGUUCUUUGUAGGACGCACUGCUAUGUUUGAUAGCGAUUAUAAGACUGCUGAUGAAUAUUUAACAUAUGCUUUUGAACAUUGCCACAAGCAAUCGAUUAAAAAUAAAAGAUUGAUCCUUACGUAUUUGGUACCAGUGAAAAUGUUAUUGGGACACAUGCCGAAGAAAAAUGUCUUAGAAAAAUAUAAUUUACUCCAAUUUUGGGAAUUGAUGGAAGCUGUAAAAAAAGGAAAUUUACGCAACUUAGAAGAAGUUAUGAGUAAACACGAGUCGUUUUUUAUAGAAGCUGGUAUUUACUUGAUUGUAGAGAAACUCAAAAUUAUAGCCUAUAGAAAUUUAUUCAAAAAGGUAUAUUUAGUAUUGAAUACUCAUCAAAUACCAAUUCAAAGUUUACUCACUGCUUUAGAAAUGUAUGGAGUUGAAAAUAUUGACAUGGACGAAACAGAGUGUCUCGUUGCUAAUUUAAUUAAUGAAAAGAAAAUCAAAGGCUAUAUCUCUCAUCAGCAUAAGAAAUUAGUUAUCUCAAAACAAAAUCCAUUUCCUCAAUUAUCUUCUAUUUCUUAGUGAAAAUACAUGAUUAAAAAAACAAUUUUUUAAAAAUAAAAUUGAGAGAAAUGACAUUGACAGCAGUUGUAAAUAAAAAACGAAUGUUAUGUAUCUUACAAUAGAAAUUAUUGUGUUUAAAGAAAUCAAAUUCAUGUUCACGACAAAAAGCGCCUUUACAUUCAUAUAAAUCUGAAACAAUUUAGUUUAAGAUCAUUUAUGUUUUUGUAAAAUAGUUAAUAUUUAUAGAAUAACAAAAAUAUAUUAUUCAUGAAAGUGUAUUAAAUUCGAAAAUGUUUGUUUUUGAUUCAAACAUUACGUUUAAAUAAAGGUCCGUUAUAAUUUCCCUCGUUUUAAAAUCAAUUUUGAAAUAAAAUUUGAGGAACGCAUGACUAUUGUAUUUGUUAGAAUUUCUGCGGAGUCGAAAUUAAUGAUCUCGAAUUUUUAUGUUACCGAAUUUUAUAAAAUAAAAUUCAUAUUGAAUUGAAUUUUAAACUGAAUUUAUAAUUAAAGGAAUUUUUAUUUAGUCGAACUUUUAUAAAACAGAUUUUCUAGUUGACCGAAAUUUUCAUUUAAUUAACAUUUAAUAAAUUACAAACGAACCUGUAAACAUGUAAAUAUUUACUGAACACUUGUUCACAAUUGUAUGGAUCAGACGAAUAAAAGAAAUAUAACAGCUAUUACUAAAUAUGAG
This is a messenger RNA of Leptopilina boulardi, 2043 nucleotides long. It is a transcript of the gene PCID2, whose product is annotated as PCI domain-containing protein 2. Gene Ontology annotation, biological process: poly(A)+ mRNA export from nucleus; post-transcriptional tethering of RNA polymerase II gene DNA at nuclear periphery; transcription elongation by RNA polymerase II. The coding region runs from base 189 to 1370 and encodes 393 amino acids. Lineage: Eukaryota; Metazoa; Arthropoda; Insecta; Hymenoptera; Figitidae. The record is from RefSeq and is a predicted model, not a curated record. Gene Ontology annotation, molecular function: double-stranded DNA binding; RNA binding. The transcript is spliced from 5 exons. Gene Ontology annotation, cellular component: transcription export complex 2.